Messenger RNA from Miscanthus lutarioriparius, 393 nucleotides. The record is from the annotation of a GenBank genome assembly. Lineage: Eukaryota; Viridiplantae; Streptophyta; Magnoliopsida; Poales; Poaceae.
AUGGCUGGCGCUGGGGACGAGUACUACUACGGCGGGCCGGGCCCACGCGGCGCGCCUCACGGCCUGCUGCUGGCGGUGGUGGUGGGCCUCGUGGUGGCGGGCCCGCUGUUCCUGGGCGACGGCGGCGAGGCGCUGACGGAGGCCGUGGCGGAGCUGCUGAGCCCCGUGGGGCUCCUGCUCCUCCCCGUGUGCCUGCUGUUCCUCAUCCGCCUCCUCUCCUCCGACCGCGGGGCCGCGGCGCUCGCCGACGUCUUCGCCUUCGGCGGGUCCCCCGACGCCGUCCACCGCGUGGGAGGCUCCCCCGUCGGCGUCGCGUUCAUCCUCCUCCUCAUCCUCGCGCUGCUCUACUACCGCUCCUCGCUCUUCGGCGGCGACGGCGGCGACGACGAGUAG